UAACAAUCUAAUCAAAUCAAUAACAAUUAUUUCACUCAACUAAAUUGUUCUAGUUUCUUUUAUGUAGCUUUGUGUUUUUCAACUCACAAUUGUGUCUUCAUUUCUUAGCUUUAUUUACACAACUAUGAAUACAAAAAAGAAAUUGAUUCUUCACUCGGAUUUUGAGGUCAUUAAAACAACAGAGGAUGGAAAAUGUGACAAACUUAAAAGCGAAAAUCAUCAAAUGAAUGUUAAAGGCUCUCUCGGAGUCUCUCAUUCAUCAAGUCAAGAUGAAAGAGCUGAAAGUUUACAAUCGAUCACAUAUAAGAUCGAUAUGAUAGCUGAUCAAUUGAAAACAUCCGAUGAUAACGAAAGAAAAAACAUUGAUAUGUCAAUCAAUGGAGAUAAUUCUAUAUAUAAUAGUGAUUCAGCUAAUUCAACAAGCACUUUGCUAGCCUCAAGAGAUGAGAAAGAGAAAUUAAAUUUCAACGAAAAAGAUUUAGCACCACCUCUUUUGGAUUCGCAACGGAGGAAAAAGAUACCAGAGCGGCCAAGCCAAAGUUUAAAUCUGUGGUCAUUUUUAAAGAAAUGUAUUGGUAAAGAGUUGACGAAAAUUCCUAUGCCUGUUAACUUUAAUGAGCCUCUGUCAAUGUUACAACGAUUAACCGAAGACUUUGACUAUGCUCAUUUACUCCAUAAAGCAGCAACAAUCAGCGAUAGUUGUGAUCAAUUAGUUUAUGUCGCUGCAUUUUGUGUCUCCAGUUAUGCAUGUACAGGUAUCAGACUGAACAAACCAUUUAAUCCUCUUCUAGGAGAAACUUAUGAAUGUGAUAGAACAUCUGAUUUGGGAUGGAAGAGUAUAACCGAGCAGGUGAGCCACCACCCCCCUAUGUUAGCACUUCAUUGUGAAGGUAAAGGUUGGAAAUGUUGGAGUGAAUUUGGUUUAUCAAGUAAAUUUCGAGGAAAAUAUUUACAAGUGAAUCCAGUGGACAUAAGUCACCUCGAGUUUCCAGAGCAUGGUUAUCAUUAUACUUGGCACAAAGUCACUACAACCAUUCACAACAUUAUCGUUGGUAAACUUUGGGUGGAUAAUCAUGGAGAUAUGGUGAUUACUAAUCACACAACUGGUGAUAGAUGCCUCUUGAAAUUCAUACCUUAUAGUUACUUUUCACGAGAUAUUCCUAGAAAGGUGACUGGUAAGAUUGUAGAUUCGAAAGGAGUAACAAAAUGGAUUAUUCAAGGAAUUUGGGACGAAUAUAUUGAGUCCGCACUAGUUUUCGAUAAACGAACAUCAGCCAAAGGAAAAUCAAUCUACGAUACAUCUCCAUUCGUUCGUGUCUGGCAGAAAACUCGCAAUAUGUCUGAAUGCGAAAAAAUGUAUAAUUUAACUGCUUUAGCUGUUCAAUUGAAUGAACCAGAAGAAGGAGUAGCUCCAACCGAUAGUCGACUCAGACCAGAUCAACGAUUAAUGGAAGAAGGUAAAUGGGAUGAGGCUAAUCAAGUGAAAGGAUUACUGGAAGAAAAACAAAGAUCGACCCGGAGAAAGAGAGAGGAAGAAGCUGCUACUAAUCCAGAAGCUGAAGUUUCUUAUGCACCAUCUUGGUUCAAGCUUCAAAUCGACCCGAUUACGAAUAAUCCAGUCCAUGUUUAUAACGGUGAUUAUUGGCAGUGCAAACAGAAACAAGAUUGGUCUCGGUGUCCAGUGAUAUUUAAUUGUGAUAAAGAAAAUGACUUAAAGUCAGUAUCAGCAAUAGGAAAAGUUUAAUGGGAUAUUUUACUUCGUGUGCCCAUCGAUGAUUCACCUAUUCAACUAAGAGACUUAAUCAAUUAUUAUCAUGAUUGAUAAUUUCCAUUAUUUUCGGAUGAGCUCAGGAAAUAGACUCCAGAGAUUUAAACUCCAGAAGAAGCUCUAAAGUUCUAUAUUUUAUUAUCAAUAUUUACUUUUAUAUCUCUUUUAAUAACUUUGACAAAAGAUGCUUAAAAGUAAUUGAAUGGUA
Panonychus citri (citrus red mite) is the source of this 1976-nucleotide messenger RNA. Its product is annotated as oxysterol-binding protein 1-like. The record is from RefSeq and is a predicted model, not a curated record. The transcript is spliced from 5 exons. Bases 125 to 1744 code for a protein of 539 amino acids. Gene Ontology annotation, cellular component: intracellular membrane-bounded organelle; membrane; cytosol. NCBI's taxonomy places the organism in Eukaryota, Metazoa, Arthropoda, Arachnida, Trombidiformes, Tetranychidae. Gene Ontology annotation, molecular function: sterol binding.